CUCUUCGAUUUACCAAUGCCUCACCAGAAGCUUUCAGCAUUUAUUGAUGCCAUCUGCAAUUUUGUUAUCUGCAAUGACUCGUCCCUUCGAAGUCAGCCUAUUAUCUUCAAUCCUGACUUUUUUGUGGAGAAACUCCGACAUGAGAAACCUGAGGUGUUCACCGAGUUGGUGGUCAGCAAUAUCACAAGGCUCAUCGACUUGCCUGGAACUGAGUUGGCUCAGCUGAUGGGAGAAGUGGACCUUAAGUUGCCUGGUGGGGCCGGCCCCGCAUCAGGAUUCUUCCGGUCUCUAAUGUCUCUCAAGCGAAAGGAAAAAGGAGUAAUAUUUGGAUCCCCACUGACAGAGGAAGGCAUUGCCCAGAUAUACCAACUGAUUGAAUAUCUACACAAAAACUUGAGAGUAGAGGGUUUGUUUAGAGUACCAGGGAAUAGUGUCCGACAGCAGAUUUUAAGGGAUGCUCUCAAUAAUGGAACUGAUAUCGACUUGGAAUCAGGGGAGUUUCACUCAAAUGAUGUUGCUACCUUGCUGAAGAUGUUUCUAGGAGAGUUACCUGAGCCUCUGCUGACACAUAAACAUUUCCAUGCACACCUCAAAAUUGCUGAUUUGAUGCAGUUUGAUGAUAAAGGAAACAAGACCAAUGUACCAGAUAAAGAGCGGCAAAUUGAGGCUCUUCAGUUGCUCUUCCUCAUUCUCCCUCCACCCAAUCGUAACUUGCUGAAGUUAUUGCUUGAUCUCCUGUACCAGACAGCAAAGAAACAAGACAAGAAUAAGAUGUCUGCCUAUAACCUUGCCCUUAUGUUUGCGCCCCAUGUCUUGUGGCCAAAAAAUGUCACUGCAAAUGACCUUCAAGAGAAUAUCACAAAGUUAAACAACGGGAUGACUUUUAUGAUUAAACACUCUCAGAAACUUUUUAAGGCUCCUGCUUAUAUUCGGGAAUGUGCCAGAUUGCACUAUUUGGGUUCCAGAACACAAGCAUCAAAGGAUGAUCUUGAUCUGAUAGCUUCGUGUCAUACCAGCUCCUUCCAAGUGACAAGAUCUCAGAAACGGAACCAGCGAGAUUCCUGCCUUCAUCAGGAGGAGACCCAGCAGCGUACGGGAGAGGCACUAAGAGAAUUGUUCCAACAUGUUCACAAUAUGCCAGAGUCGGCAAAGAAGAAACACCUUAUCAGACAGUUUAAUAAGCAUUCUGAGACCCAGACACCAGGACGAGAACCUUCUACCCUCCGGGUGCAGAAGAGGGCCCGUUCACGAUCCUUCAGUGGCCUUAUUAAGCGGAAGGUCCUGGGAAAUCAGAUGAUGUCAGAAAAGAAAAACAAGUACCCUACUCCAGAAUCUGUAGCCAUUGAUGAAUUGAAGAGAGCCAGCAAAGAAAAUAUGAAUUUAUUAUUUUCUGGCUCUCCAGCUGUCAUGAUGACACCAACAAGACUGAAAUGGUCUGAGGGGAAGAAAGAGGGGAAAAAAGCUCUACUUUUGGAAGAACGGAAUGCAUUAAAAAAAUGUCAGGACUUCCUUGGUGGUGCAGUGGUUGAGAAUCCGCCUUCCAAUGCAGGGAACACGGGUUUGAGCCCUGGUCUGGGAAGAUCCCACACGCCGCGGAGCAACUAAGCCCGUGCGCCACAACUACUGAGCCUGUGUGCCACAACUACUGGGCCCGCGUGCCUAGAGCCCAUGCUCUGCAGCAAGCCACCGCAAUGAGAAGCCUGCACACUGCAACGAAGAGUAGCCGCUGCUUGCUUGCAACUAGAGAAAGCCCGCGCGAAGCAACGAAGACCCAAAGCGGCCAAAAAAAAAAAAAAAAAAAAAGUCAGUUUAAUAUUUUACCAAGAAGUUUUAGAGCAGGGAUUCUUCCUGUUAACUGUGGACUUCCUAAGGGCUCUAAUAAAGUUCCUGGUAUUGUUGAUGGAAUUUUGUGUAGGUGCAUACAUAUGUACAUUUUUCUGGAGGAGAGAUUAUAUAGUUUUUAUAAGAUUCUUAAAAAUGUUAGUGAAUCAGAAAAGUGGAGGACCAGAGAUAAUGAAUGACCUCCCACUGGAUUAAGCAGUGGCAUUUUUACAUUACCCUCUCCCUGCUCACUUCCUCUAACUGGGAACACCUGUGGCUGUCGUGACUUCACACUAUUCUCCUUCUCCUCCUUCCUCUUUAAUUUUUUUCAUCUCUGCAGUGCUUUACUAUCAUCUGCCUCCCCCUCCACCUCUUCAUGUUUUUCAGUGCUCUGUCUUAAAUUCUCUGCUUGUUCCUGCUCUUGUUUUUCCCCCUCUUAGCAGUCUGGUCUCCUUCUGCAGCUCAGUUCUGUGCUCUGUUUGAUACCUGCUCCCAAGCCUCCACCUCCAGAUCUGAACUCUGUUCAGUCUCCAAGCCCACAGAUCCA
Physeter macrocephalus (sperm whale) is the source of this 2368-nucleotide messenger RNA. It is a transcript of the gene ARHGAP19, whose product is annotated as Rho GTPase activating protein 19. Gene Ontology annotation, molecular function: GTPase activator activity. The record is from RefSeq and is a predicted model, not a curated record. Lineage: Eukaryota; Metazoa; Chordata; Mammalia; Artiodactyla; Physeteridae. Gene Ontology annotation, biological process: regulation of small GTPase mediated signal transduction; signal transduction. The coding region runs from base 16 to 1605 and encodes 529 amino acids. Gene Ontology annotation, cellular component: cytoplasm. The transcript has 12 exons.